Molecule: messenger RNA, 4508 nt
Organism: Petromyzon marinus (sea lamprey)
Lineage: Eukaryota; Metazoa; Chordata; Hyperoartia; Petromyzontiformes; Petromyzontidae
Source: RefSeq, a predicted model, not a curated record
GACACUAUCUAUUGGUGCAGAAUGCAACUAUAUUCAAGAAUUCACAAAACUCCUUGAAAACCAAACGAGCAAGUGUGCUCGGAGCUAGCUUGCACGGCUUGCGAGUGCGUGACCAGAGUGCGUGACUAACCCGUGCGCGCUCCCUGUGGGAUUCCUCUGGGCUGCAUUGUCAGCAGACAAACUCAGCCGUGCCGUCAAACAAUGGUGCCGCACGAGAGCACGCCGUGUUUGGGGAAAAGGAAGCCAGGCUUCCUUAAACUUUCAGACGGGAAGCCACACGGAGGGUGGAGCGGGAGUUUGACCAGCCAGUCUGAAAGGGGAUUAAAAAAAAUGUUUUAAAGAAAGAAAAGGAUUGACUGCACCGUCUUCACUAAGUGACGGCGCGAGAGGCAGCAGAGAGAGAGAGAGACGCGAGUUUUGGCCGCUGAAGCUCAAUCAGCUCGAACAUGGACUACGGUUUGGUGACAGCCGUCUUCUGCUUGUGUUUAGGCUCAUGCAAUGCUCUGGCGGUGCAUGCAAUAGCGAAACCACAAGCUAGUGUCCACAUGGAAGGCGAGACGGUCUGGAUUGUUUGUUCAGUGAGACCAAGCACGCCAGUAACGCCAGACCUUCGUGCACCGAGCGACAACAAUCCUCCGGACCUUAGCUGGGCGGUGAAUUACUCUACCGUGUCAUCUCACAAGGCUCAAGGCCAGUCGAAGCCGAGCAGCAAAACUAAGAAAGAGACCUCACCCAAUAUCCACGCGAAAGGCAUCGACAGCACCGCAAAUCCCACUGCGGUUGAAAGGCGAAGGCCGCCACCUUUGGACCAAAGAGACUUGGAGAUUUUGACUGGCGAGUCUCCACCAACAGGACACCAAGGAGAUGCCGGAAAAAGCCCCGUAAGAGCAUCGCAGCUCAAACCAAUGCUUGGCAGAGCCAGGACAAGGAGAGCUAAGACACCGAACACUAAAAUACCUCGGUUGAUCUCUAAAACUCUCGACAACUCGACGGAGGAUGAUCAGAAUUUGGAUAAAACCAAACUCGCAGAACACGGCAAGGAACACAAACAAGGGAAGCCCGCGAACAAAUUAGUGGACGUUUCAAACGCAACGCUGCUGCAUUCUGCUUCACGCACUGCUUCGGUGGUUGGGGUUCGCAAGAAGAUGCCGGAAAAUCGGACCAAGUCACUUACACUGACUUACAGAUCAAAACAAUUGAACCAGACAUCCAGUCAGGCUGCUAAGAAGGUUGAACAAGGGGCAAGACCAGGAUCACCUAAACUGCCCGUGAAGAACUCCAGAUUGACGAAGUUUGAAAAAACACCAAGACUGAGCCAACCAAAGCAAACUACUCUGAUUGCAAAUCAACAUCACAAUCAAACAAAGCCAAACAGUGAAAAACCAAAACACAAGGGGCAAGGUAAAACAGCAGAGCAUAGCUCGGAGACACAAACCCAGCGAAUAGGCCAACAUCAAACAAACGAAAAGGCUUCCCUGCCCUCUAAGUCAACACAAGCUCCAGCUGUGAAGGUCCAAAACCGGAACACAACAUCGCAGCAUGACCCAGACCAACAAGAGGCAUCGCCUCGUCUUACCAAAGACCACACUAAACCAGUAAAAAGAAUAUCAAGCGGUGACAAGUCCACAGAAAGCGUUGCCACUGACCCAAGUCACGAGAACAAUUCGAGGUUAGGCACGAAUCUUGGCCGCUCUAGAGCAACGCAGAAAGGAACGAGGGCAAAUAAGCCACAAGAACAUGCAAACAAACUGGGUCAUACAAUCACUGCUCAAGCUCAUGCCACCUUGAAAACACCUUUACAAAAUCCACCGCUGGAGGUCACCUUGGGCGAAACGGAUGUCAAAGACAAAACGGAAUAUGAGCCAACUAAAGAAAUGCACAUCCUUACUGAAACCAGUGACAUUUUGGACCCAGUAGAGCCUACUCAGGUGAGCUCACGCCAAAGAACGACGAUUGAAAAUGUCUUGACGAUGGUUAAAGCAGCCGAUUCAAAUCUGGGGCGAUUAAAUCGCACAAACAACACAAAUAAGACUGGACAAUUAAAACCAAAACCCCCUGCACAUGCACAUCCAGAUAAGAAGCAGCCCAUGCGACAAGUCCCUGAGAGAAAAGGCUCAGACCACAAGAAACCACUCAUUAAAACUCCAGGCUAUUUAACACCUCAAAAAACAACUGAAACCCAUAAUAAACUCAUGGUCGUUCCCACUCAAACCACCUUUAUAACAACAAAAACCAUCACACCACCACCGCCAGAACACGCAAGCCCAACUCGUGGAAUCUCAACAAGGUUGGAAAUAUCCAAACAAAUGAACCCAGCCACAGCUCGGCCCGUGGAUCACUCCCAUGAGCUGGUCGUACAGUGGCUGCUGGCAGGCGUCGAUGGGUCAGAGGUGGAGAUUGCACGUCGAGACCGGCGAGGGAAACUCAAAGUCGCCGAGGAGUUUCGGGAGAGGCAGAGAACUGGUGGCCUGGACUUGAGUUGGGACCCAUCGCUCCUCGCGUUGUCGCUGAGCCUCUCUCCGGCAGUACGAGCUGACGUGGGGACGUAUCGAUGCGUGGCCACGAGCGGCUGGGAAGACGGGGUUCUCAAUGCCUCGGCAGAGGUGAAACUCAGAGUCCUGAGACCAGACUCCAACAUCUAUCCUCACCAGGAGACCCCGUCAACCAAAGGACCCAGCUCCAUUGAGGAAAUGGUCUUCAAUGAAGGGGUGCCAAUGUCCAUCUCGCAAGAGCUCUAUAUACUGACGGUGGCAGUGUGCUCUCUGGGACUCAUCAGCCUCCUGCUCUUUCUGUCCAUCAUCCUGCACCGACACAGGACCAGGAAGCACCGCUCCACAUCUGCAGCAUCCAGAAGCUUUCAAGACUGCAAAUGCAGUCUUAACAGGAGCCACUCAAAAGUGAACGGCUGCACAGCUAGUGACCAUCAAGCCUGCACAAACAGUGCCAAGGUUAUCAAAACCCUGCAAGACAAAUUUGCAGAAAACAGAGCGUCAGUGACCAGAAGCAGUGUGUGUACACUGCCGGAACCCUCCAUCUCUGCGGACUUGCCUCCAGAGCCACGGCCGAUCUCGGCGGAGGAACUGGUGCCGUGCGAUGUGACAUAUGCAGCCUUGGACCUGACCAGACCAGUGGCCACAAAGCCCCAGCCAUUACCGCGCACCAUCUACGCGCAGAUCAGCUUCUCCCAGACCAAGAACGGCUGAUGCUGAAGUCUGGCACCAGCACCAUCCGCUGAUUUUCAAGGCAGUAUUUUUCGUCUGAAGACACGAGCCCAUUCUUAUCAUAGACCAAGGGUCAGCAAAUAAGUUAACAAGAGAAAUUAUUUCAAAUUCAGUAAAAAAAAACCCUCCAUGUUUCAAGAGCCACAAUGCAUGUGGUGAAUGAGACGGUGGCCCUUAAUAAUGUCACAAAUCAGUCCUUAAAGAGCUGCAUGCGGCUCCGGAGCUCCAGGUUGCCGAUCCUAUCAUAUACCAAUGUAUACACCACUUCAAGCUCUCUCCAUUGGGGCCUAGAUAAGCUCUGUAAUCCAUUGACAGAACAGUCCAUGUUUGUAUCAAUGUAUUCUAGACCAAGCUCCAAAUAAAAACCGGUGCACAGGAUGAACGUUUAGAGACAGAAGUGCUCUUCUCUGCACCACAGUUAAAAAUCAAUGGUUUCUCUGAAGGAGACCCGAGAAGAAUAGCAGCAGGCCUGUCUUAAAGAGUCCGCUGUUGUUUAAGUAUUCGGUAAGAUCAGUGCACCUGGCCACCGACGCACUUGACCGAGCAGGCUCCAAACUGGUGAACAAAAGAAUACGGACUGUCCGAGUGCUUUUAUAUUGAUUCCUUAUUUAAACAAUUCUUCAAUAAAUAAAAAUAUAACCUUAAAAUGGCUCCUUCGGAGCUGUUGCUUAAAUCCAGCAGUAUUUUAAAUGGUACCGUAACUUGCAAAAUUGUAAAGUAUUUGCCUGUUUUUAUGGUUAUUUUUUAACUUGUGUACAUACUGUAUUGAUAUUUCAGCAUAAACGUUAAAGAAAAAUAGAGGCCAGGUCUGGGCCAAAUCCAAGACCAGUUCCAAACUUUGUGUGUACAUUACCGUACAUAUAAUCCCAGGAAGCAGUCAUCACAUUUUACCUUUAACGCCAUUUUGGUCACUUGUACUCCAUUAAAUACAGGAAUGAAACACUUAGUGUAGCUUAAGAAUGAGCUCAAACGUUACAUAGUAAACUAGUAGUUUGAGUGACCCAAUUAGGACUUGAGGCCAUUGCCCGUCCAUGAAAAAUUCAGCCCAAAUAAUUGUCAAAAAGUAUUAAUGUAUUUUCAUUGGCUUGGGGAUUUCAUUAAAGUAUGAGAAAAGCAAAAAGACCAGCUUUGAGAGGCCCAUGUGAACAUAGUCCAUUCCAAUAUUAACCACAUAAUAAUCCACAUUUUAUAACUGCAGCACAUGUCAAAAACAAGUGUUCAAGAUGUAUCCACAAAUGAUGUGCUUAUGAUGCUUAUUUGUGUAAAAAUAAAAUAUUGCAGACAGCA